This is a messenger RNA of Haliotis rufescens (red abalone), 2757 nucleotides long. RefSeq lists its product as uncharacterized. The transcript is spliced from 5 exons. NCBI's taxonomy places the organism in Eukaryota, Metazoa, Mollusca, Gastropoda, Lepetellida, Haliotidae. The record is from RefSeq and is a predicted model, not a curated record. The coding region runs from base 1053 to 1937 and encodes 294 amino acids. Gene Ontology annotation, molecular function: carbohydrate binding.
AAUCUUUCCUUCUCCACCGCACGUCACCAUUAUGACGCCAUAUCGCACAACAAGCAAAACCAAUGACAUUUCAGUCGUAUAUAGAAAAUUCCAAGCACUCUGUUGUCCCUAAAACUUAAAAUAAUACUCUUUGUAGAUUAGUAAAUGGUGUUUUCUACACGAGAUGUAUUGCCACACAUCGUUUAAAUAUUGUAGUAACUGCAACUGUGCAUUGUGUAAUCUAUAAUUGCAGAUAUACUUAUUUAAAUAUGCCUACCGACGAUGACUGAAAAAAGGUACUAUUUUAUGAAUAUAAGCUUCCGCGGUGAUGCGGCCGUCAAAUCGGCUGUUUCAAUCAGAAGGGGUUUAUCGUGACUUAAUAGCCUCUGAUUGACCAAUCCGAAUCGAGUAAUUUCCAAAUUCAUGGUAGAAUAUCUAAUAUACCUAAUUGUAUUCUUUGGGUUCGUGUUUGCGUGUCAGUAAUAUUUGUUUUAACGUAUUACCUGCAAAGUGUAAGUGGUAGAAAAUUUCAGCAAUAUAUGCCGCAUUAUAUUGAUAGCAUCAAACGCAAACAUUGUAUAUGUGGUUGAAACACUAUUCCAAUUUAUCAAUUCGUGACAGCCUAAUGUUGGAGGUCUUUGAUGUGAACCCAGACAGCGCGGGUGUGAUUCAGAUAAACAAAUUAAGAAUCUUGGAAUCAAUCACACAAUUACAGGCACAGCUAUGGACCGCAGCUCUCCAAAUUUUCGGCUUUUUUCACCAGCUUUGAAUAAGAUCUCCUUUCAAAGGGUUUUUUCUCAGUAAUAUGGCCAUCAAUAUCAUAAGCUAAAGAUGAUUCCAUAACGCUAACGGUUCAGUCAGGAAGCAGGAAUUAUUGAUCACAUUAAUGGUGAAUCGUUAAUAUCUUGAUCAAUACACGAACGACGAAAGUUAACUUUCCCCUUUGUCCCGACAUGGGAAACUUGAAUCCUAGCCUGAACAUCGAUAGACAACAUGAUUUCUACCUUGGUCCGGAAUGUAAGUCAUUCAGAGGCGUACAGCAAUGACACAUUUUACACAGAUCUCCAGUAAGUAUGACGGUGUACCAUCUUCUCGUGCUUGCAUACAGCGCAAUACAAUGUUGCAAUGCUUGUUUAAAAGUAGAGUUUAUUGUCGACAACGUCAUAGUGGACAAAAUAAGUAAUAGUGCAGCUCAGUGGACGCUGAGUGGUAUCACUACUGAUGAGGAGUGUGGCAUCAAGUGUGUGCAGGCUACAGGUUGCCUGUCCUUCUUCUACAACGAGGCUGAGGGCAACUGCAGGCUUCACUCCACCAUGUUCAAGCCUUCAGAGUCGUCUCUGGAAGCAGCUCCUGGCUACACGUACCGUAAACCUUUUUGCCCUCAACUUGCAAAAUAUAUUAUACCCAGCGGGACAACAGGCGUCUCAUCUGAGGGCAGUGUCAUGGUUGCACGUGUGUCAUGUGAAAGCGACGCCAUCUUUAUUGGAACAUCUGAAACCGUCAAAUGUGACGCUGACGGGUUUUGGCCGCAGAUGGGGUCAUGUGCUUUGACGCGCUGGUCGCACCCGACAGUGCCAUUCAGUGAAGCAAUCCCCUUCACUACCAAGGCUGGGACAGCGAUUGACAUCAUUGGCCGUUCGUUUGGAAAAGAGUUACAGAUGGAAAUAGGCGCUGGGAGCGACGUUGCGCUCUACCUGAUGGCGAGUGAAGACGGCAUCCUGGAUCGGGCGUCCAUUGUAAGCGGCAAUAAAGAAGGCCUCAUCAGCCUCUCGACGUCGGAGUUCUACAAACCUGCAAAAGAAUUUAAAUGCAAUGUGAAGAUAUCCAGCACCGAGUUCACGUUAUCUGUGGGUGGUAAGGUGGUUUUCACAUACGUCCACGUGGUGCCAGUUGAGUCCAUAGACAAGCUAAGAUUUAUGAAUGGCAUUGAACUGAAGGAAAUCCAUAUGUAUCAAUGACUGAUGAAAGUAUGCUGUAACAUGGUAUGUUACGCUCGUCGGGCACAUUUUAUUAAAUACAUAGAGAUGUAAAAAAUAUGAUAAUUUACUUCUUUAAAUGAUUUCGACCAAACGUAUUGAAAAUAAACGUACGUGUAUUUCCCAUCUCUGUGGGUGGGGCAGUGACAAAAUUAUCUAAUCUUACAAGAUAGUCUUCUUUUCUUUGAUUUAAGUAGAGAUUUUGAUACCUGCAAAUUUUAAGUUAAAUAUAGUGUAUAAAGAUUAUGUUUAUGAUGUGUGGUGUGUUUUGGGUUUUGUGUGUGUUAGUAUAAGAAUUAAUUUAAUCGUUUCAUAUGAUUCCCCCUUUAUUUGUGGAAGUGAUCUCUAUUUUGCCUUCAACAUGUUAAUGUGCUGUUCCUGUGACGUGUGAAACAAAGGGCUGAUGUGGCAGGUGUGCAACUGCCCUCUUCACUAGAAUGAGUGACAAACACAAUCUGGCUACUAAAAACUGCAUAUGUCAUUCCAGUGAAAACGAUAUUAAAUAUCUCAGAUGGCUUAUACAGGUAUGCCCAUGUGUGCUGCGUCAUGUUGGUUUGAUUAUAUUAUACGUCACUAUGUAUUAGAUGGCUUGUACAGGUAUGCCUAUGUUUGUUGUGUCAUGUUGGUUUGAUUAUAUUAAACGUCACUAUGUAUUAGAUGGCUUGUACAGGUAUGCCUAUGUUUGUUGUGUCAUGUUGGUUUGAUUAUAUUAUACGUCACUAUGUAUUAGAUGGCUUGUACGGGUAUGCCUAUGUUUGUUGUGUCAUGUUGGUUUGAUUAUAUCACCAUCCUGUGUUAAAGA